Cutaneotrichosporon oleaginosum is the source of this 1337-nucleotide messenger RNA. RefSeq lists its product as uncharacterized. Lineage: Eukaryota; Fungi; Basidiomycota; Tremellomycetes; Trichosporonales; Trichosporonaceae. The record is from RefSeq and is a predicted model, not a curated record.
UACCAGGAAAGCGGAGUGGGGGACAGCAGGGCACUUGGGUGGGGCGUCGCAUUGCAUGUGCUAUCUGUGUGGCAGAGGCGGGCGGGGGCGGGCUGGUGCAGGCGGUGAUCUACUACCCCACUCACCCCCCUCGAGGUAUUGUUGUCGUUGUUGUUGCCGCAGCAUGCCCCCCUCAGCCCCGCCGUUCCGCCGACGUCCAUCCCCCACUCCCCUCCCCAAAGUUGUCGGCCGCGGAUGGAUAGGGCGAUCUCACAGAUCAUCUCAAUGUCACUAGAUUAUUCUUCGAAGCGAUGGGACGCCAAGUUCCAUCUCUCGUGUGCGCAAGAGACUAAACCUAAACGAGUACUAUGCCGCAUGCCGCAGUUGAUCGGAAAAUGAAGAGCCAGCAUGUGGUGCGAUGGCACACACUCUUGCAGGGUACACUUGUCGAUGGUAUGCCACACGAAGCCGCGGACAGUAGGGCGUCACCUGACGGCCCUCAACCGACGUCAAUAGCGUCACCGAAACAUGCGCUUCUGCUGCCCAUGCGCCCCCCCGACAUGAGGCUGGGUCCAGGCUGCAGGCGACCGGGUGGCAGAUAUGCCAACUCCCAGCCUGCAGGCGGUGAAGGGAUGGCGGCCGGGGCGUGUGGGCGGCAUGGGUGGCGUCGAGGCACUGCGUUCCCAAGGGCCAGAUCUCGCGUUCCAGUUGCCAGUUGCCAGGCGCCUAGGGCUUCGGGACCCCGCUGUCAAUGCUCUUCAGCCUUUUGCUGCAUUUUGCUCACAGGAGUUAGGGCCUCAGGUCCCAUCUUGUCAAAACGCCGCCUCAUCCAGCACUCUCUCUCUCCCUGCGGCACAGCGGCCCGCCUUGGGUACGCACGCACCUCCCCGCCUCACGUCCCCAUUCCGAGUACAUUUCUGCGCAGAGGCUUUCAUGGCGCGAAGCAGCAGCUCCAAGGCGGCAGGCGGGUGGGCGCCACGGACGCGCCGCACAUCGUUCGUGCUCGAUUCGAUGCCGUGGUGAGUGAUCGGGUCUUGCCAAGAAGAGCUCGAGCGCCGGCGCGCGCGCCGGUCUUGUGUGCUUCUCGGCGCGCCGGCGCAUUGACGGCCAAGGAGGGCACUUGCUAGAACGAAGGCGCUCGAGCAGGCAAGGCCGCCUGGCGGCCGGGCCGGCGGGCCAGUAGAUGUGCGCCCGGCAAGGGGGGCGGAGUGGUCCGCUGCUGCGAUGGGGCUAAAUUGGGGGCUAGGUGCGAGCAAUUGGCUCAUGCAACGAGUGUAGGGUGUAUCCUUGUGAUGAAACGCCUCCACCGCAAUUCUGUUGUUAUCCAGAAACAGAUGGAUAGAUGUGCGAGAUGCAGC